GGACGGACAGCACCUCGAGGCGGCCUCGGCGCGAGGGCCCGGGGACGGGUUUCAUGGUGAAGGGUCGUGGCUCUCUCCUCUCUGGGUCGGACGAUAACUGCGAAUGGACCUGAGAUCGUCAGCGGGAGGGGGCGGGUCCAGGGAAGGAGCCCGGACGGCAGCCUAAGGACCCCCGCCUGGGAAUGGUUUCUGGGUCCGACAUGAAGUCUUUCUAAAAAGAGAUCAAGGCCUGUCGUGGUGACAGAGAUUCGGGGCUGAGGGAACCUCUGCCUCCACGCGCGGUGACACUUCCCAGAGGAGCCACAUGGACGAGAAACCGUCCCCCAGGAAAGGCCCGCACCUCUGCUCCUUGCGCUGCGGCCUGGCCGUGGUCAUGCACCUGUCGAACUUCGCCAUGAUCACGCAGCGCGUGAGUCUGAGCAUCGCCGUCAUCGCUAUGGUCAACGGCACUCAGCAGCCGGCUGCAGCCAACGCCUCUGCGGACGGGCCUCGGGCGGACGCGCUCAAGGACGCGGGCAGGGCCCGCCAGGAGCUCGGCGCAGAGACCUCCGAGUACGUGUGGAGCCCUGCGACCCAGGGCGUCAUCUUCAGCUCCAUCAGCUACGGGAUCAUCGUGACGCUGAUCCCGAGCGGGUACCUGGCGGGGAUAUUCGGAGCGAAGCAGAUGCUGGGUGCCGGCUUGCUCAUCUCCUCCCUGCUCACCCUCCUCACGCCGUGGGCCGCCGACCUCGGAGUGGCUUUGCUGAUCGUGGUUCGCACAGUCCAGGGCAUGGCCCAGGGAAUGGCCUGGACGGGUCAGUUUACCAUUUGGGCGAAGUGGGCGCCCCCGCUGGAGCGGAGCAAGCUCACCAGCAUCGCGGGGUCAGGGGCAGCGUUUGGGUCCUUCAUCAUCCUCUGUGUGGGGGGACUAAUCUCACAGGCCUUGGGCUGGCCUUUCAUCUUCUACAUCUUUGGCGGCAUCGGCUGUGUGUGCUGUCUCCUGUGGUUCACGGUGAUUUACGAUGACCCCGUGCGGCACCCGUGCAUCAGCGUCAGGGAGAAGGAUCACAUCGUGUCCUCGCUGGCUCAGCAGCCCACUUCCUGUCGACGGUCUGUGCCCGUAAAGGCCAUGGUCCGCUGCCUGCCACUGUGGGCCAUUUUCAUGGGGUUUUUCAGCCAUUUCUGGCUCUGCACCAUCAUCAUCACGUACCUGCCGACGUACAUUCAUUCUGUGCUGCAUGUCAACAUCAGAGAGAGCGGCGUCUUAUCCUCUCUGCCCUUUGUCGCUGCCUCGACGUGCACGAUACUGGGGGGUCAGCUGGCCGAUUUCCUUCUGUCCAGGAAACUCCUCAGAUUGGUCACCGUACGAAAACUCUUCUCAUCCCUGGGGCUGCUCCUCCCGUCCCUCUGUGCCGUGGCCCUGCCCUUCGUGGCUUCCAGCCACACGGCCACCAUAGCUUUGCUGAUACUAAUUCCUGGGACCAGCAACCUGUGUGACGCGGGGUUCAUCGUCAACAGCUUGGACAUCGCCCCCAGGUACGCCAGCUUCCUCAUGGGCGUCGCGCGGGGGUUCGGGCUCGUCGCGGGGAUCAUCUCCUCCACCGCCACCGGCUUCCUCAUCAGCCAGGAUUCGGUGUCCGGGUGGAGGAAUGUCUUCUUCCUGUCUGCCGCCAUCAACGUGUGCGGGCUGCUUUUUUACCUCGCGUUCGGGCGGGCGGACAUCCAGGACUGGGCCAAAGACAGGAGCCUCGCCGGCCUCUGAGGACGCGGAGCGCAAGCAGACGGGGACCGGCCGGCAACCUCUCCGCCCCCUCUCACUUCGAUCUCCCUCUGUAUUCUCCGCCACCGACUCAGCAGUUCCCGACUCUGGGGUGCGUGUGGAGUUUUCCGGGGAGCCUCGCACAUGCACCCGGGGGCCCCGCCAGGGGCCCCCAAGUGCGCGGUCUGGGCCAGCACCCAGGCACCGCUGACUUCGACACUCCCCGGAGUUCCUCGCGCUCAGCCAGGGCUGGCAGCUGCAGGACAGGCUCGAAACGCCAGUUCCUGCUGCCUUUGAGCUUCCCUCUUUGGAAAGUACCAGGCGAAUAAAAAUCUACGUGAAACUAAUCACUGAGAAGAACUUCCACGGGAUGAUUACGGACACAGCGAGGACCGCCUGAGAGCCGCAGCCGUGUUACCGAGCUCCGCACGGGGCGGGGUUCGAAAUCUGUAAUCCGAAGAAUUAACAUUUUUAUUAUUUUUAUAUACUGUGAAACUUGGAUGUUUAUUUAUAUGGUUAAAUUCUAUUAAAG
Molecule: messenger RNA, 2270 nt
Organism: Pteronotus mesoamericanus
Lineage: Eukaryota; Metazoa; Chordata; Mammalia; Chiroptera; Mormoopidae
Product: sodium-dependent phosphate transport protein 3-like
Exons: 12
Coding region: 305-1741 (478 amino acids)
Biological process (GO): transmembrane transport; monoatomic anion transport
Cellular component (GO): plasma membrane
Molecular function (GO): transmembrane transporter activity
Source: RefSeq, a predicted model, not a curated record